Xylona heveae TC161 is the source of this 630-nucleotide messenger RNA. RefSeq names its product ras-domain-containing protein. NCBI's taxonomy places the organism in Eukaryota, Fungi, Ascomycota, Xylonomycetes, Xylonales, Xylonaceae. Bases 1 to 630 code for a protein of 209 amino acids. The record is from RefSeq and is a predicted model, not a curated record. Gene Ontology annotation, cellular component: plasma membrane; endosome. The transcript has 3 exons. Gene Ontology annotation, molecular function: GTPase activity; GTP binding. Gene Ontology annotation, biological process: regulation of exocytosis; protein secretion; protein localization to plasma membrane.
AUGGCUAGCACGCGGAAUUACGACUUUCUUAUCAAACUGCUGCUUAUCGGUGACUCGGGCGUCGGAAAAUCGUGUUGUCUGCUGCGUUUCAGCGAAGACUCGUUUACGCCAUCCUUUAUUACGACCAUUGGCAUUGACUUUAAGAUAAGAACCAUUGAGCUCGACGGGAAGCGGGUCAAGCUACAGAUAUGGGACACUGCUGGUCAGGAGCGGUUCAGAACGAUCACGACGGCUUAUUACAGAGGCGCCAUGGGCAUUUUAUUAGUUUAUGACGUUACGGACGAGCGUUCUUUUGAGAAUAUCCAUACAUGGUUCAACAACGUGGAGCAGCACGCAACGGAGGGCGUUAACAAGAUCCUUAUUGGCAACAAGUGUGACUGGGAUGAAAAGCGAGUUGUGUCGACCGAGCGAGGACAGGCGCUGGCGGAUGAGUUGGGCAUUCCGUUCAUGGAGGUGUCAGCAAAAGCCAAUAUCAACAUCGAGGAGGCGUUCCGCAGCCUUGCCAGUUCGAUCAAGAAGCGAAUCAUGGACAGCACGGAUCAGGGCACGGCACAGCCCAACCAGAGCGGCGUCAAUGUAGCGGCUGGCGCCGGCGGUGCGGGUAGCUCUUCGGGAGGAAAAUGCUGCUAG